CUUUGACGCUGGCAACAGGCAAGUACACGGACACCCUUUAGCCGGGGGUCCUUCAGAGGUCCUUUGAAUGCAUGUGGCGCGAUAUGGAAAACGGUGAAAAAUAGUUUGACAGCAGGAGAGCCGGAGAGAUUAUUGUCGUCGUUUGGCUCUCCAUUUAUCCAAGGAACAUGUUUUCUGCAGAGCAAAGUUGUUGGUUUGUCCGCAAGGUGGUUUGCUGGAGAGCUGUGGCCAGUAUUGCUUGGGCUGUCCUGUUGUUGCCACCCAUCACCGCAGUUUUUGUAAUCCUCAGCAGGUUCAGCCUUCUCCACCCCAUUCAGACGAUAUCAGAAUGUCUGUCCUUCUUAACGAGUGCAAGUGCCAUCUUUUCCUUCAUCCUGCUGUGUGGCGUGAUCAUCAUGGUGGGGUUCCUAAACCUGGAGUAUUAUACAGUCAUCCCAACAAUCGCAUGUUCGAAAAUUGCCCUGUUGGGUCAGCUGCUCCACCCUCGCCAGUGUGUCAGCUCCCUGGUCCACUGUAUCAUGGGAAUAAUUGUGGCUUGGUGUUGUGCCGUCACCAUCGGGGGCAGAUAUGAGACGAUCGGCUACCCUGUCACACAGAGUGAUGGCGCUGAAAGUCCCCCCCAGAUGUGUCUGAACGAGUAUCACCUCAUCCUUCUGCUGGCUGGAGCCUUUGUUGGAUUCUCUCACAGUCUGCUGGGUGUGAUCUACAACAUGAACUUUGUCUCUUUUCACCCUGUUCAGCAAUACAAAUACCUUCGCUUUAAGGGAUCCCUAACUAUGGUGGUGAAGUGCAGCGCUACUCAAGCACUUUACUCUGUCAGGAACUUCAUUGUCAUGUAUUUCUUUUUGGGAUACAUUCCAAAAGCAUGGAUUUGUAAGACUCUGAAUCUCUAUUUGAACAGCUCUGCCCACCCUCUUGACAGCAUAGCUGGGCUGCUGGACCUCUCCCUGCUCUACCACCUGUGGAUCAGUGCCACCUUCCUCCUCUUCACAUGGCACAUCACUCUGCUGCUUUUUAGGAUCUUUGUCACUGAGGUGUACAGUUUUCCUGUGCAGUCGUCUUUUACGGAGGAUGCCCACCAGUGUCUUCCUAAAGUUCUCACUGACAAGCAGACAAUGAUAUUAAAGUUUCUAGCUCUGCAGGACUUGGCUCUGCUGUCUCAGCACUCUCCGUCACGGCGCUGUGAGGUCUUCAGUCUGAGUCAGCCAGGUGGCCAUCCUCAUAACUGGAACGCCAUCAGUAAGGAGUGUCUGUCUCUGCUGACUGAUCUGACCCAGCGACUCAUAGCCUACCAUGACACUGUUGCAACCAAUGGCAGGGCCAAGUCACUGUCCACUGGGAGCGAACGGAAGACUUCAUCUGAGACAUCAGUAGGUACAGAGGAUCUGAUGAGCCCGAGGCCCACUUUACUGAUGAAAACUCCAGCUUCGGUCUUUGCACGCUCUAUUGUUGGCGGCCCACCACAGAGCCCCCUGACAGCACCGUUCACUCCUGACCUGGACAGCCCUUUUGCUUCUCCUGCCCUGCGGCGUCUUACUGCUCCUGUGGACCAGUGCUCACCGUGGUUUGGCACAGUGCAGAGUCCACACAUCAUGAGGAGAGCCCCAAAACUCUGGUCCACCUCCACAGAUUCACAGGCCAAUGGCAGUCCCCUGUCAUCCCCUGCUUCAGUUCCCAGUCCUAAACAGGAACCAUCCAAACCAAGUCUCCUGGCUCAGUUCCUCCAGAACAGAAAAGAACAGCUUCCAGAAGCCUCCAGUCAAGCUCUGUUUGCAGACAGCCAAGCUCACAUCUGGGCUUUAGAAGGGCUGUCUUACCUUGUUCAAGCCUCUUUCUCAGAGGACCAGUUUGGGGUUGUACAGACUACAUUACCCAGCAUUCUCAGCUGCAUGCUGUUCUUACAAGAGGCAGUAGAUCGCCACUUCAAACUGCCUCACGCCUCCAGUAAGCCUGUCAGGUCGGCCAGCAGCAUGGGAGACUCCACUUACAAAACACUGCGCUUUGCUCUCAGGGCCACUCUCAAGACUGCCAUCUACAGGAUAACAACCACUUUUGGAAAUCACUUGAAUGCUGUUCAGAUGUCUGCAGAGCACCGGAAAAGAUUGCAGCAGUUUCUGGAGUACAAGGAAUAACACACCUGACACUUGGCUCUUGUGUCUUCAGACUCUUAUCAGUGUGAUGUGUGAGUGUGUGUUUGCACAUUAGCAUAAGUGAAGCAACAAGUGAAAGCCCAUGAUAGUGCCUCUUUUAAUAUUUAUGUCUGCACCGUGUCAUGGCGGAUUGUAUUUGAUAGGUUAGAUCACAUCUCCUCCAUGCUUGAGGCAUGGGCUUCCUGCCCAACUGACAGACUGAAGCAGGCUGGAAGCCCAACUGUUGCCUCUUGUGAUUGAUUUAUACUGUCCUACUGUAUCAAUAAGCAACUUAUUCCAGAAGAUAUAUUUUAUUUGUUUACAAGAAAAUCACAUCAACAAAUUGGGAUGAGUUGCAAAGGGCUAUUUGUGCUGCAUUUGUACUAAAUUAUGUACAUGUUCUUUUGGUUUCACACUUCAUCGACUGUCUCAUGAAAUUCCUAUACCCUUGUGAUUUCAAAACAUUUUGCGUUUGGUGUGAGAAGUGAGAGAAGUAGUGUGUGUCAGAGUGAUGAGAAAGAAGUUGUGUUCUCUUAAGUUUCACAGGUGUCUGAAAUGUGUUGCGGAACUUCAAUUUUUAGAUCUGGGUUUGCUCCAAACACCAGUUCAUAGAACUACGUCACUGUUACCUGUAUGCAUCAGUUCAGGUUCUCUGACUAGAAAAUGCACUAAAGUCAGAUACACAGAUCAGACACCUCUGUUUGUACAUGUAAGCUGUUUGUGUUUGUCAGUAUUGAUUAUGUGAAAUAAGGUUGUCUUUCAUGUCAGAUCAAAGAUAGAGAUUUGAUGAGACUGGUAACAAGUGUGGGGAAAGUGUUCGCCAAAACGUAAUGAGUUUAAAAUCCCGCUCAGAGACCUGUUGAAUAAAAACAAU
Molecule: messenger RNA, 3003 nt
Organism: Epinephelus fuscoguttatus (brown-marbled grouper)
Lineage: Eukaryota; Metazoa; Chordata; Actinopteri; Perciformes; Serranidae
Gene: ndc1
Product: NDC1 transmembrane nucleoporin
Exons: 17
Coding region: 168-2132 (654 amino acids)
Biological process (GO): nuclear pore organization
Cellular component (GO): nuclear pore transmembrane ring
Molecular function (GO): protein-macromolecule adaptor activity
Source: RefSeq, a predicted model, not a curated record